UUUUAACCGUAGCAUUAUUUUCAAGCACGGUUGCCACACUCGAAGGACACCAGGAACCUCUUCUCUCAACAGUCAAGCGAAGCAAUUAGGUCUGGUGUGGCCAUGUGACCCGGCGACACCCGGACACGAAGACUUUCUUUCAAGGCACCUUGGAGGGAGGUCUACAUCGCAGUGGUCACAGGAAGAACUGGUUACGAACAUCAGAGACUGGACUGGUCGUCUGUGCAGGACCUGCUCAUUAUCCCUCAUUACCCUCAUUAACAGAGCUGAGUAGUGACCUGUCUAUUCCCGUGCUCCCUCCAACGACAGAUCUCCGUGUGAUGUCGGCGCGAGACACGCGUGCGCGCUCUGUGCAAGUCAUUAACCAGCCAACACGCCUGUAGUGGUUUAGCCACCUGCUGAAAUCACGUGCUGGGAUUAAAUUCAGAUUUCUAUACUUACACGAACAAAGCAGACUUUCAUUGAAACUGCCGAGUCGACCAGCUUCUGACCGUCCUCCGGAGUUUCACUGAACGACGUUUCUAAAGUUCACUACAAUCUGUGAAGAACCAGUGCAGGGCAAGAUGAAUUAUCUUCACUGGUUAGACUACGUCGUCAUGGCCGCUCUGAUGAUUGUUUCCCUUGGCAUCGGGAUUUUCUUUGCUGUGUACAGGGGCGGCCAGAGAACAAAGGUGGAGUAUCUCCUAGGUAACCGUCAGAUGUCGAUGAUCCCAGUGUGUCUGUCAAUGUUCAUCACCUACCAGUCGGCCAUCGCCCUGCUUGGUGUACCUGCCGAUGUGUUUAACACUGGAACUAUGUACCUGUUCCUAGGGUGUGGUGUAGCCUUAUCUUACAUCGUGAGCCUGUUCACAGCGGUACCCCUCCUCUACCCACUGAAAAUCACCAGUGUUAAUGAGUACCUGGAGCUGAGGUUCGAUUCCAAGUGUGUCCGCCUGUUUGCAACCAUCCUCGGCAUGUUGCAGACGGUUCUGUAUAUGGCAAUGGCUCUCUUCUCGCCAGCUAUAGCCCUACAAACAGCUACUGGAUUGCCUCUGUGGGUGUCGAUUGCUAUUCUGGGUGGCAUCUGCACUUUGUAUACAGCAGUGGGAGGCAUUAAGAGCGUCGUCUGGACAGAUGUCUUCCAAACGGGCGUUUACGUCAUCGGCGUCGGCACUGUUAUCGUUAUGUGUACACUCCAUGUGGGCAGUUUGACGCAAGCAUUCCGCAUUGCCUCGGAAGGAGGAAGAAUAGAGUUCAGCGAGAUUAAUCCGGAUGUUCGCGAGCGUCACUCACUCUGGGCCACUCUUAUUGGCGGAUGCUUCACGAUGUUUUCGGGUUUCACACAGUCCAUUGCUCAACGCAUCAGUUCCUUGAAGACACUGAAAAAGGCCAAACUAGCCUUUCUUCUGAGCGCUCCCAUCAACUUGUUGAAUGAAUGCAUAUUGACUCUCAUGGGAGUCCUGCUCUACGCCUAUGUCGUCACAAUCGGGUGUGAUCCCUAUCAGGCGGGUAUCAUCGAUAGCAGAAACCAGAUGAUGCCAUACUUCGUCCCCAGUCUGCUGGGUAGUUUGCCUGGUAUGCCUGGUCUAUAUAUGUCUAUGCUGUUUAGUGGUGCACUCAGCACUCUGUCUUCCGGUAUCAACGCCUUGGGUGCCAAUACUGUGGAGGACCUCCUGGCACGACCUCUGAGAGGCUACCAUGAUGCAACUGUCACUGUCAUUGCUAAGAUAUCUGUGCUGCUGUAUGGAGGUCUCACUAUUGGUCUCGCAUACCUCGCUCGCUCCAUACGUGGUCCAGUCACACAGAUUACCAUUACGGUUGAUGGAGCCUGCAGUGGUUCGAUCAACGGCAUCUUCUUUAUGGCAGGAAUGGUUCCCUGGACAAAUAAAUAUGGCGCCAUCGGAGGUGGCCUCAUCGGCAUCGCCAUCAACCUGUGGAUAUCUGUUGGCUCCUUGCUGUACGGUGCCCCUACACUUGCCUUACCCCCGGGGCCGACACACAACUGCCCACAAAAUAACAGUUACUCUUAUUCCUUUAAUAACUUCACGACUGUAGAUAUCUCCAUGACAGAUGUGGAGAUGUCUACGGACACGAAUCCAAGCAGCAACAUCACAAACCUUUUUCACUCACGGCGGGGUGACACGUUCUUCAUUUAUGACAUUUCUUACCUGUGGCUCUCACCUAUUGGGUUUUUUGUAACCUUAAUCACUGGAAUCAUUAUCAGCUUCAUCACAGGCUCCACAAACAAGGCUACUCUCGAUCCAAAGCUGGUAUUCCCUUUUACCAGGAAGUUGUUCCGCAUGAAUGAACCUCCACAGGAGGCCGAAAAUUCCUCUGACGUCAUUGUCAUGAAGACCUACCAAAACCCGGCAGAGAAAUGUAUCGGAAGUACUGACACCAUGGAUGAGGAUCAUCUCAGUGUCCAGCCCUUGAUGUAGAUAGUGCUGUAAUUUGUCUAUGCACCGAAAUAACACAAGAGACUUCAUUGUUGUUAUAUUAAUUGCUUUUCGUUGAUUCUGUAUAGGGUUCUUAUAGCCUUAAGAUCUUAUAAAUCAAUAUGCAAAAUUUCAAUUUAUAAAGAAACUUAUACAUGUUCCCCAUACCCUUGUGAUCUCACAAAAAUUCUAUAUUAUAGUUACAUUCACCUUUUCUCAUAAGUAACAUUACUCUGUCUUCCAGGCAGGUAAUACACACAGAUGUCUGCACAUGUCCAUCCCUAGUAGCACAUUUCUAUUACUUCAGCUGUCUGACCUGCGAUUAAGCUAAUGAGGGUCAAUAACUACUCAGAAAACUGAAUAGACACACAUACUAUUUAACUUACAUAUAUAUACACUGCUACAUUUAAGAUAGUCAUAUCAACAUAAAGUAUCUAUUGUACAGAAAAUAUAAACUAUUCUCUGCUAUAUUUUCCUUUAAUAGAAUCUCAUAACGACAGAUAAAUUGAUUAUGCUGUUCUAUGACAUUGGUUUUUUAACAAACUGGACAACCUGGGUGAGCUGCUAUAGAUGGAUCAAACCAUCGUUAUUGGCAUUAAGGCCUACAGUUCUUGUUCAUAGUCUAGCCAAGGUGCUUCUCUAAAAGAAAAGUAAUGAUAAAUGAACAUUAGGGUAUUUGGUUUACUGGUUAACUAUGCAGUUUGAAAAUACCCUAUGACCACUACAAAGAUUUUAGAUCAAGUGUCUA
Molecule: messenger RNA, 3162 nt
Organism: Pomacea canaliculata
Lineage: Eukaryota; Metazoa; Mollusca; Gastropoda; Architaenioglossa; Ampullariidae
Product: sodium-coupled monocarboxylate transporter 1-like
Exons: 18
Coding region: 564-2417 (617 amino acids)
Biological process (GO): sodium ion transport; transmembrane transport
Cellular component (GO): membrane
Molecular function (GO): symporter activity
Source: RefSeq, a predicted model, not a curated record